Plenodomus lingam JN3 is the source of this 2166-nucleotide messenger RNA. RefSeq lists its product as uncharacterized. Gene Ontology annotation, cellular component: mitotic spindle; kinetochore; nuclear envelope. The record is from RefSeq and is a predicted model, not a curated record. NCBI's taxonomy places the organism in Eukaryota, Fungi, Ascomycota, Dothideomycetes, Pleosporales, Leptosphaeriaceae. Gene Ontology annotation, biological process: mitotic spindle assembly checkpoint signaling; attachment of mitotic spindle microtubules to kinetochore.
AUGGCGUGGCACUCGGAAACCUACAACUUGCUCACCGGUCUGGAUGAGCCAGCUGCGCCUGCGCCUGCUCCUGCCCCUACUUCACGCGAGCCACUGCGCGAAACAUUUCGAAGCACACUGCGCACCACGACGAAUGCGCCACACACAGUAGUACCCUCAGACCCGAUCAACGAAGACCUCCGCGCGCAAAUCAAUACUCUUCGAUAUGAGCUUGAGACGGCCAAGCAGGAGAAAGAGAUGAAGAAGCUGGAGCAUGCCCAGGAACUCCGCGAUGCGCUGAACCGCGCAGAGACCGACUUUCGCAAAGCACAACAGGCCGAGGCCUCGAGUGCGAUUGUGACGAAGAAAUGGGAGGCGCUAAGUAAGGAGAUGGCUGAGGCACAGACACGGGCUGCGAACGAACGACAGGCCCUCGAGAGGCGGCUUAGAGAGAGCCAGGAGAAGGCGCAAUCACUGCAGGAGGACUUUGACGAGAUCAAUGAGGAGCUGCAGACGGCGCAAAGGCAGAAUGACUUCAGAUACAAUACGCUGGAGGUGGAGCACAAGAAGCUGAAAGAGACCGUUGAAGAACUCCAGACGGAUCUGCAGGCCAAAGUCAAUGCGCUGCAGGCAACACAGAAGAAACUGGGCCAGAAAGAGGACGAGGUCGGUCAACUGGAGGCUGAGAUUCUACGCCUCAAAGCGAUCACUGGCGAUGCAGAGACACUGGCAGUGAUCAAGAGAGAACUCUCAGACCAGGUCGCGCAUAUCAAGAAAUUAGAAACAUUGACGCGAGAGCAGAACAAUGAGCUCAAGCAAUACCGAAAACAACACAAGGCUAUCGAGGUGGUCGAGGAAGAGAAGCGGUCGCUACAAACAAAAUUGCGCAUGAUGGACGAUCUACAACGGCAGCUAGGAGAAGCAGAAAUGAGGAAGCAGUUCUUGGAAGAGGAGCGCGAUUCGUGGACCUCAUAUCUCGAGGCUGAAGCCGAAACACAUGGAGAGAUUCAGUUCGAGACGCCUGCAGAUCUUGCAAGGGCUUUUGUUCAGGAGAGGAUAGAGCGGACCGAUUUACUCAAUCGACUCGGCGAGAUCAAGCCUGAGUUGUCUGUCAAGGAGGCCAACAUACAAGCACUCGAGGAAGAAAAGGCAAAACUGCAAGUGGAAAUACAGCAACUUAAGACAGCAGGUGCCAGUACUACAGCAAGCGCCGGCGAUGCAAAGGCGCGAGCGCGACUAGAACGACAGAAGGCCUUGGCGACGAAGGAGGUGGAAUUCCUGCGCGCCCAAGUCAAAGCAUUUGACGAUGAAGAGCGUGAAAUGCAACCCGAAUCAUUUGACGCCGCAAAGUCUGAGCGAAUCAAAGAGCUUGAAGACCUCGUCGACCAGUACCGCAAAGAAGUGGACGCUCUACAGAAGGAGUUCAAUAGCCUCGAGAAACCAGCGUCGGCGACAACAGGCCAAAAGCGCCCUCUAGAUGUGGACAAUGAAAAAGAAGAGCGCAUUGGCGAAUUACGCCGCAAGAACCGACAACUUCAAGAUGAUCUCAACGCUCUUCAAAAGCGCACCAAGCUCAUUGAAUCCGAAUACAAGGCCCAACACUCGCAGCUGAAGAAGCUCAAAGAGUCCUCGCGGAUCCGCGUCCUAGAACUCAAAUCCAACCCGACAGCUGACGCAGAAGCCCUCAAACUCAGUACUGUACGCCACCUCCGCGAAGCAAACGCGCAGCUCCUUUCCCAGCUCGAAUCGCAAACCCCACUACCUUCCAGCGUCCCCGCCGCGACCCUCGAAGCCGCUCAAGACGAACUCGAAGAACUAAAAGCCCAACUGCACUCGUCGACGAAGAAAAUCACCCGCCUCAAGCAAAUCUGGACAGCGAAGUCGCUCGAGUUUCGUGAAGCGGUGGCGUCUAUCCUGGGCUGGAAACUGGAUUUCCUACCCAAUGGGCGGGUCAAAGUAACGAGCAUGUUCAAGCCUGCAGACGACGAGGGCGAGAAUAGUAUCGUGUUUGAUGGCGAGAAUGGGACGAUGAAGGUGAGUGGUGGGGAGCAGAGUGUGUUUGCGGGCGAGAUUCGGGAUCAGAUUGUUUAUUGGGUGGAGGGGAGAAAGGAGAUUCCUUGUUUCUUGUCCGCAUUGACGUUGGAGUUUUGGGAGAGGGGACAGGGAGGUAUGACGAUGAAUGGGUGA